Vespula vulgaris is the source of this 3510-nucleotide messenger RNA. RefSeq names its product calcium-binding mitochondrial carrier protein SCaMC-2-B (gene SCaMC). Gene Ontology annotation, cellular component: mitochondrial inner membrane. Gene Ontology annotation, biological process: transmembrane transport. Gene Ontology annotation, molecular function: calcium ion binding; ATP transmembrane transporter activity. The record is from RefSeq and is a predicted model, not a curated record. The transcript has 6 exons. Bases 2304 to 3299 code for a protein of 331 amino acids. NCBI's taxonomy places the organism in Eukaryota, Metazoa, Arthropoda, Insecta, Hymenoptera, Vespidae.
AUAACAAUCGUCGUUUCGACCAAUGGAAAGUCAACGUGGCAAUGAGAAUAGUUUAACGUGUACCAUGAAACACUAUCGUCCGCAAUUUAGGCCGCUGAUUCGUCGACGAAGAAGGCUCGUCCAAAGCUAUGACGUAGGAAACGUCAUUCCAUAUGACCUUCGUGAUCUCCAGCUGUUCCUUCCUCCCUCCCUCUUUCUUUCUUUCUUUCUUUCUUUUUACUUGGCCGUUGUCGUACACGAUGGAUGAAUACGGCGCUUGCGCAAAAAUUCUUCCCUUUUUUUUACGUGUCACAUAGUUACUUUUUCCUCGUCCAUGCAUUGGGUGUAUGAAGCGUUUCUUCGUAACUCGUAUACUCUAGUUAAACUUUUAGUAUUAUACGACCAAGAACACCAUAUUGAUUUUUUUAUGUUCGUAAAGAAUGUAACAAAUGUUUCUUUGAAAUUAUUGGAUUACUUGUUCCAGAUGUUAAGAUAAUUCGAAAAAAAGCGUCAUUCACGAAUUUCAUGCGUCAUUCAUGAACUUUGAGCGUGGCUGAUUGAAACGUAUUGCAAAAAUUAAAAUUCAUUGUUAUUUAUUUUUCAGCGUGAAGUGAUACACGUCUGUUUAUUGGAAAAAAUACCUCAAAAGUUGUUAAUAAUAUCGCAUGAUUUUUAAAAACAUUUGCUGUCCUAUUCUUUCAGUAAUAAUGGCGACACGAAGAGAAGGAAAAAAAUGUCCGAAUCACGUGCAAUUGCGAUGUCAUAUAGGAAUGACGUACGAUAGACACGAUGCCGAAUAUCACGUUGAUAAAACGUGUACACCUAAAAAGAUUCUGUGUUCCGUCGUUCAACACGUCGUUCAACACGUCGUUCAACCACAAUGUAUUGUCCGAUUGAUGAAACAGAAACAGAGAUAGAGAUAGAGAUAGAAAUAGAGAAUAUUAGAUUCUUUUAAUGAUCGGUUAAAUAUCAACGAUUAUCGUGAAAUAAUCGGAUCGGUGGAAGGUAUUCCGGAUCGCUCUUGAUUAAUUUGUUAACUUUUCGACGAUAAUGAUUUCGGAUCGAGUUUUGUAAUAUGUUAUUUGUAACGUUCGAUUUGAAUUCUCUAUACCAUAGGGGAAUAGAUAGAAACGAUAUCUUUACAGAGUGACGAAAUCUUUCCUAUCGUUUCGUCAGCCGUUUUCUAAAGCCGCCGAGGUCGUCGCCUUGCACAGUCUCCGAAUACUUGCAAGUGCCGUAUUCGCAUAUUUUUGUACCUUACUCUAACGUAAUUAUCAGUUCCAUAGGAAAUCCUGAUCAGUGCGUGCCUGUCUUAUUAUCCACAAUGUCGAUAAUCCUAUCUUUUGCUAAUACGAAAGAGAGUCCUUCCCUCGUUUAGGAAUAUUUGAAAAAAACACAUAAGUGUACGUCUGUUUCUUGCAAGCAGCUAGAAAGAUGCAGCCGUUGAAUGGUCAAUGACUAUCCAAGAGCGCUGUGCGAGUGAAAGGAACGUUUAAUCUAAUUUGAUGACAGUCUACCUGAAAUAAAAUGAACUUUCUUAAGGGUUGAAUUUUCUCUAGAAAUACUUUAGAAAACAAGCAAAUAAUUCGGUAAAUUCCGUCGUCCGAGUGUUUUACAGAUCACACUCGCGAGGAACUCUCGUAAGAAGAUUUAAGAAUACCCUCGCAAUGUGAUAAAUUGAAAAGAUUUCUAGAUGGAUAAAUGAAUUGUUUGGUUCUCCACUAACAUCGUUCGCAUCGAUUCCACUAGAGUCGCUAGAUCUAAUCGUCGCCUGUCUAGGGAAAAAACGAAACUCAGUUUGGCUCCCCUAUAUAACACUUAACCAAAUGCCAUUUCGUUUCAACAUUUUUGUAGAUAUAAAUGGCGAGGGAAAUGUACGAUGUUGUUCAAUCUCUUUGUUCAAUCUCGUACCUGCGGCUAUGUCGGUAGUUGGUAGGAAAGAGUAGGGAUGACCGACCAGUAGGAAUACCGAGUAGUAGGAAUUUCCCUGAAAAGCAUGCGAUCAACUUCAAUUCUGUAACUAAGCCUCAGUCGCGAAAUUAUAUUCCGAGCUGUCGGGUGGUUGGAUCUUCAGGCGGGUCUCGUGCUUGUAGCUUUCUCUCCGUCGAUUUGUGCUGGAUGUAUCAUUUACAUUCGGCACAAAAAGUGUACAAUUAGGAUCACAAAUCAAAAAAGUGAAUUAGUGUUGAUUUAAACGCAGCUAGUCUUAUGAAGGAUACAAAGUGCGAAACUCUGAUUUUACUUUUCUUCCAUUCGUUUUCUUCGUUUCGUUCGCUACAAGAUUUUCUCGUACAAGACCUAAAGAUCAUCGCAAGGGAUUCAUCAUGCUAAGACAAGAGAGUAUACCGUCUAACUGUCAAGUUUGCGAAGAAUUUCUUCAAGGCUAUCAUGAGCUUUUACAACGAUACAUGGAUAUUGGAGAGGAUAUGGGAGUUCCCGACGAUUUCACCAACAGUGAAAUGGUGUCAGGAAUGUGGUGGCGACAUUUGUUAGCAGGUGGUAUAGCUGGAGGAGUUUCACGAACAUGUACAGCACCUUUGGAUAGAAUCAAAGUUUACCUGCAGGUUCAUGGAACGCGACAUUGUAACAUUUCCAGUUGCUUCAGGUAUAUGUUACGUGAAGGUGGAAUUACAAGUUUGUGGAGAGGGAAUGGUAUAAAUGUACUUAAAAUCGGACCAGAGACUGCCCUAAAGUUCAUGGCCUAUGAACAAGUAAAGAGAGCUAUCAAAGGCAAUGAUACGAGAGAACUUGGACUCUACGAGAGAUUCAUGGCUGGAUCUAUGGCUGGUGGUAUUAGUCAGUCGGCUAUAUAUCCUCUAGAGGUACUCAAGACGAGACUAGCCCUCCGUAAAACGGGUGAAUUCUCGAGCAUAAUCGAUGCAGCGAAAAAGAUAUAUAAGCAAGGUGGUUGGAAAUCUUUUUAUAGAGGCUAUAUUCCCAAUUUAAUAGGGAUUCUUCCGUACGCUGGAAUUGAUUUGGCUGUGUACGAAACGCUAAAAAAUAGUUAUUUACGAACGCAUAAGAAAGACGAGCAACCAGCUUUUUGGUUGCUGUUGUUGUGUGGUACGGCUUCCAGCACUGCAGGUCAAGUGUGUUCGUAUCCGUUAGCUCUAGUCAGAACUAAAUUACAAGCCGAAAUAUCAACAGGGAGUGACGCGAAUACAAUGAUUGGUGUUUUCAAAGACAUUCUCAAGAGAGAAGGUAUUCGCGGUUUAUAUCGAGGAAUAACUCCGAAUUUUCUUAAGGUAGCUCCAGCCGUAUCAAUUAGUUACGUAGUAUAUGAGCAUUUCAGACAGGCACUGGGCGUUAACAUGACGUGAUAAAAAUAUAUACACUAGGAGAUAUUAAUUUAAUUAAAUUAUUCCCUAAUUAUAAUCGUGUAAGAGAUAUUACGGUAAAAGUUCAAAUGGUCAUUGGAUUUGCAUCAGUGUGCGAUUUACCGUUAUCGGUCUCUCUCUCUCUCUCUCUCUCUCUCUCUCUCUCUCUCUCUCUCUCUCUCGCGCGCGCGCGCGCGCACACACACACACACAC